This is a messenger RNA of Perca fluviatilis (European perch), 4052 nucleotides long. Its product is annotated as inhibin beta B chain-like. The record is from RefSeq and is a predicted model, not a curated record. Gene Ontology annotation, biological process: BMP signaling pathway; SMAD protein signal transduction. Bases 799 to 2010 code for a protein of 403 amino acids. NCBI's taxonomy places the organism in Eukaryota, Metazoa, Chordata, Actinopteri, Perciformes, Percidae. The transcript is spliced from 2 exons. Gene Ontology annotation, cellular component: extracellular region. Gene Ontology annotation, molecular function: growth factor activity; cytokine activity.
UCCAUCAGUGUAGUAGUCUACUAAUCCCUGCGCCCAGUUGGUGGAAAUCCCCACGUGGUUUUCCACUGGUGUAUAAAAACUUUGGGUGCGCGGAGCCCCUGUUGUCGUGAUUGCAAAGGGAGAAAAGGGUCUCAGUGAACAACAGCAUCUUGCAGGACGCACGGAGCUGCGCGCAACGGACCCAGUACCCAGGCGCACACACACACACACACACACACUCACACACACACACACACACAAAAGACACGGGACUCCGCGAGCUUUGUUAUUCUCUGUGGGACUGCAGCUGUUGGACUUUCUGCAUGUUGUUUGAAUGGGAAAGAGCGGGCUGGACGCUUUUGGAGACCGAGUUUUUUUUUAUUUAGACUUAUCGGCGAGGUGGUGUACUUGUCUCCGUUUGUUUUGGUAGGUUACACAUCUGAAGUGAACAUUCCGUAUGCCAGAAGCGCGUCAACGAUUCCAAACUUGCGAGUGCGCCUGAUAAUCAGGGAGAUGAACUUCUACUGUGUGCAGAGAAAAGACGUAUUGCUGGAUAACCAACCUGAAGGCACAGUGACUGGAGUUCAUUAGCCCCACACAGUAUUUUCAGCAGCACUCUUGUAUGUUUGGGAAUACAACGAUUGCACUGGCUUCUGUGGAUAUCUUGUGGCGUCUCAUUUUUGGAGCACGAGUGGAUGUUCUCGCGGAACUUGCAGAAUUGUAAAUUAAAAAUCAGCUUUAAGCUCAGAGUGUGUGUCUAACAUACAUAUGCACCCUUGACUUCCAUAGCAUUUAGACUGGAAUCUUAAGUUUAAAAAAAUGAGCAUCUACAGUGUGGCUUUGUCCUGUUUGGUGGCGUGCGUUCUGUCCGUGCGCUGCAGCUCGGUGGCCGGGACAGAGACUCAGAGUUCGCCCCAGGAGUCGUGCGCGUCCUGCGGCCUCAGGGCGUCGGAUCAGUCGGAGCGCAUGGACAUAGACUUUUUGGAAGCGGUGAAGAGGCACAUACUGAACCGGCUGCAGAUGAGAGACAGACCCAACAUCACCCAUCCCAUCCCGAAGGCUGCGAUGGUGACGGCGCUGAGGAGGCUGCACGCCGGGAAGGUGCGCGAGGACGGCCGGGUGGAGAUCCCCAGCUUUGACGGCCAGGCUGCGUACAACAACGAGGUUCAGGCAGAGAACUCGGAGAUUAUCAGCUUCGCAGAAUCAGAUGAGCACACAUCCAAGUCUGGCCUGUACUUCCACGUCUCCAACGAGGGCAACCAGAACCUGUUCGUGUCCCAGGCCAACCUGUGGCUCUACUUCCGCGUGCUGCCAGCCGGCCCUGAGAAGGGCCUUCGGAGGAAGGUGACCGUCAAGAUCCAUUACCAGGAGGCUGCGGCUGCUGGCGGUGCGGAGGGAGGUCCGGGAGGCGGGGGAGGUGGAGGGGGAACAGGUCGCUGGGCUCUGGUGGAGAAGCGGGUGGAUCUGAAACGCAGCGGAUGGCAUACUUUCCCCCUGUCGGAGGCGUUGAGGGCUGUGUUUGGGAAAGGCGGCCGGCGUCAGGACCUGGAGGUCCACUGUGAUGGUUGCGAGACAGCUGGCGUGGCUCCGGUGCUAGUGGACCCAGGCGACCCAUCCCACCGGCCCUUCCUGGUGAUGCGGGCGCGACAGGUGGACGGAAAGCACCGCAUUCGCAAGCGGGGGCUCGAGUGCGACGGCACCAGCGGGGGCCUUUGCUGCCGGCAGCAGUUUUACAUAGACUUCCGCCUUAUUGGCUGGAACGACUGGAUCAUUGCGCCAGCUGGUUAUUACGGCAACUACUGCGAGGGCAGCUGCCCGGCCUACAUGGCCGGCGUGCCCGGUUCGGCUUCAUCCUUCCACACGGCAGUAGUUAACCAGUACCGCAUGAGAGGCAUGAGCCCCGGCUCGGUCAACUCCUGCUGCAUCCCCACCAAGCUCAGUACUAUGUCCAUGCUCUACUUUGACGAUGAAUACAACAUCGUAAAGAGGGAUGUGCCCAACAUGAUCGUGGAGGAGUGUGGCUGCGCUUGAGUCCACACCGACAUUCAUUAUCUUUGGACUAUGGAACAGUCAGAAAGGCCUUUUAUACAAACGGGACGUUAUUGUAUGGUACACAUAUUCAAUAUAUCUAUACCUACUGUUUGUGCAAGCAGCACGCACACUGGCGCGUCUGGUGCAUCUCGCAAAUGCAAAAGUACCAGUGUUGCGUCCAUGUGUGUUACGUGUGUGUUUGCACAUGUUCAUGUGAGUGUGUGUAUUUAUCAGACUGAGUGACUGAGUGCUUGCUGUCCCUGCCGACGACCACUCAGCGAUGGGACGAGAAGGGAACGAUUAUCACCAAAUGAUACUUUGCUCUAGUUUGCCAUUUCUAGUCGAAAAAUAAUGGCUCAUCAUCUCCUCUCGAAUGAAGAUAACAAGCGCUUAAGGAAAAGUGACAGGAUCAGCUGCCGACAUGAUUGGCUUCGCCCCCAACGCUCCCAUACACCCCGCUCCUCCAACCCUCUUAAGUACUUAAGCACACGACAGACUUUUUUUUUUUUUUAUAAAGCACUGACAAUUCAUCCGCUUAUACAAUUCAGAAACACCAGCACUUCCCUACGACGCCGACAGACACAGUCUGACUGUCCUCUCUGGUGACAUCAGACCGGCAGCGCUUAACGCCUUGCAGGAUUAUAAACGCUCCACAGAAAGGCGAAAGAAAGUCCUCCAUGUAGCUGCUGCUGCUGCUCUUGCCAUUCUUGCUGUUGACUACGGGCCUCAACUUCCUGCCUGUCAAGAGAGCUGCAGGCCCUGCUACCAUGACAACCAGGUGAAGAUAGAUCUCAUAAGUGCACUUCACUUGUGCACUGGGAGCGACAGAGAGAGAGAACUGCUUCCUCCCCCAUCCCCCCUCCCCCCCGAGGCUCAGCAGAAGGGGCCUGUGGACGUGGACUCCAGUUUGGGCCACACAGUGCAGUGCAGCACUUGCAGAAACUGAAAUGCACACCCUGAAUAGCACUUGUAUAAAGAAAUGCCUUCCAAGGGGUACUGAGUAGGGGUGUAAAUCAUAGGUUUUUUAAUCCCGGUACCAACAUCGAUUCCUUGGACAACGAUACGAUAUUUGGCUGAAAGUCUGUCACAAUGCGAUCACGAUUCGAUUCAAUUCUGGGCCCUGCGAUCAAUUUGAGACGGAUUAAUGAGCCCAUUUAACACAAAAAGGCAAAAUACAUAUGAUUUGACAACUUUAUAACUGAGCUCUUCAAGAUAUUUAAAUGAACAACAAACUACUCUUUUUAAUAAAAAGAUCAAAUAUAAAGUGUGAAUACAAAAUAAUAAUAAGGCAUCUUACCGAUGAUAUGUAUCGAUAAUAUCGAAUCGUAGAUCACUGAAUCGAUACGCCGAUCCAGAUCGACGUAUCGUUACACCCGUAGUACUGAGUGUCCUGUCCUAUCGCUAAAUAAGUGCCACAUGAGCUAUGCAAUGUAUAGUAACCUAUACCCAUACUCAACAUGCUCUGUUAGACUGGAUUCUCUUUCCAUCUUUCUCUCUUCUCUCUUCUCUCUCCUCUCUCCUCUCUCUCUCUCUCUCUUUCUCGCUUCACUCCUCGACUCUUUAUCAAUACUUGAAAUGUAAUCUUUCGCUUCCUUUCCAAAGCGAAUGAUUGUUGUGACGUUUGCACUGAAAAGUUGCGGGAUUAGUGAGACAAAAAACUGCCAUUGAAAAGUUAUUUUUAUAGAAGUAAAUUGAAUUUUGUUUCAAAUGUAUUUUACCUAAUUAAUGGAACCAAAGAGGCCAAGAUUUUAGCUAUUGUACUAAGAUGGCAAGGCCAUUGAGUUAUUGUGUACAAUACUGUUUUUGAUCAUUUGCAAUAGGCCUACCACUGUAUCAGGGUACGAUAUAUGAUUUCAUUUCUUAGCUCUAUUUUCAUUCCGUUUUGUACAAUAAGCAACACUUUUUCCAUCUUUAAUUCUGUUUUUGUUUUAAGUUUUCUAUUUAAUAAAAAAGUUAUUUUUAGUUCCUUUCUAAGAAUCAUUUAGUCAAAUAAAUGUCAUCUGUACAGUUUAUGUAAAAUAAAAUGUUUUCUUAAAUAUUCA